GAGGUUGUAUUGUUGACAUGUUGAGUGCUCUGGUUCGUUUAAUGUUGAUUUCAAGAUUUUAGUUUUCCACACGUUUGAGAAAACGUCUGUCUUUGUAACAUGUCAUAGAAUUUUAUGUGAGGAUCUUUCUUAGUCUAUGUAGUUAGCUGAUUUUUACUUUCUUACAAUUUUUGGGUAAUAUGAUGUAUUUCUGCUCGUGUUUUUGAAUUUACUGCAGGAUUUAUGAUUUAUUUUACUCUUGCUUUGUAGAUUCAGAAAAACAGAACUUGUUGAACAAAUCAUAAAAAGAAGAAAAUAUGGCUUCACAUUUCUGGCAGCGCGGUAGUGACAGUGAUAGUGAUAGUGACUCUGAGGAUGAGAUAAAUAGUGGUUUUGAUGGUGUUAAGGUUAUAAAAAAUCCAAGCAUAUAUCUAGAGCCCACUCUUAGAGAUGACACAAAGUCAACUCCUUGCGACAAUGAUGAGGCAGAUGAUGAAAAGCGAGUUCUCAUUCCUGCUAAGAAUAAGCGUUUCCAGGAGAUGUCUGCUACUGUUGAGCAAAUAAAGAAUGCCAUGAAAAUCAAUGACUGGGUGAGCCUACAAGAGAGAUUCGAUAAGAUAAAUAAACAGUUUGAGAAAUUCAUGCGUGAGGCUGGCAGGACUUCCAACAUCUAUGUAAAGGCCCUUGUGUUGUUGGAGGAUUUUCUGAGUGAGACUUUGUCGAACAAGGAAGCUAUGAAAAAGAUGAGCAGCAGCAAUGCAAAAGCAUUGAAUAGAAUGAAGCAGAGCCUAAAGAAGACCAACAAGCAAUAUGAAGAUCUGAUUAACAAAUUCAGGGAGAAUCCUGAGGCCGAAGAUGAAGGGGAUGAAGAGGAGGAACCUGUUCAGAAGCUGAAAGAACCUGAUGAACCUAGAACAGGAACUGAAAAACAGACUGAUAAGGUGGAUCAGAUGAAGGACAACUCUGAUCAUGGUGAUGAAUGGCAAGAAAAGUUUUGGAAGGAAAGUGAGAAAUUCAUGAAAAACCUAAGCGAGAUAACAUGGGAUACAGUGAACAAGAAAGUGAAAGAAAUCAUUGCUGUGCGUGGUAGGAAGGGAACUGGGAGAAUGGAGCUAGUUGAGCGGCUCACCUUUUUGAGUAGGGUUGCAAAGACGCCUGCUCAGAAGCUGGAGAUCCUUUUCAGUGUUGUAUCAGUACAAUUUGAUGUCAAUACUAGUCUUGUUGGACACAUGCCAAUAACUGAGUGGAAGAAAUGUGUGCAGAAUAUGUUUAUUAUACUUGAUAUUCUCACACAAUAUCCAAAUAUUUUGGUGGAUGAUACAAUAGAACCAAAAGAGAAUGAAACACAAAAGGGUCCUGACCAUAAGGGUACCAUUCGUGUAUGGGGUAACUUGGUAGCCUUCCUUGAGAGGUUAGAUGCCGAGUUUUUCAAGAUCUUGCAGGGUAUAGAUCCUUAUACGUUUGAAUAUGUUGAGCGGCUCAGGGAUGAGCCUUUGUUUUUGGCACUGGCACAAAAUCUCCAAGAGUAUUUGGUGAGAACUGGAAAUGUAAAAGCAGCAGCAAAAGUUGCCCUUAAACGUGUUGAGUUUGUGUAUUAUAAACCUCAAGAAGUUUAUUAUGCAAUGAGGAAAUUUGCUGAACAAUCAGAAGAACAAAACGAUGAAGCUGCAGGUGAGACAUCCAAGGGGGCUGAUGAGGGUAAGGGCACCCCUUUGUUUGUAGUAACACCUGAACUCUUGCCUAGAAAUCCUAGUUUUCCGGAUUGCAGCAGGGCCUUUAUGGAUAGCUUAGUUUCUCUCAUUUACCAAUUUGGAGAUGAGCGAACUAAGGCUCGUGCUAUGCUGUGUGAUAUAUACCACCAUGCCGUUAUGGAUAAUUUUUCGAUUGCUCGUGACUUGUUGCUGAUGGGUCACUUACAAGACACAAUUCAACAUAUGGAUAUUUCAACCCAGAUAUUGUUCAAUAGAGCUAUGGCUCAGCUUGGUCUCAGUGCUUUUAGGGAUGGUCAUAUUGCUGAAGGACACAGUUGCCUUUCUGAAUUAUAUUCAACUGGAAGAGUGAGAGAGCUUCUUGCACAAGGAUUCUCUCAAAGCCGGUAUUAUGAGAAGACUCCAGAGCAGGAAAUGAAAGAAAGAAGACAACAGAUGCCAUAUCACAUGCACAUCAAUCUGGAACUCUUGGAAGCAGUUCAUCUGACCUGUGCCAUGCUGCUGGAGGUCCCCUAUAUGGCUGCGAACACCUUUAAGUCUCAGCACAGGGUCAUAAGCAAGACGUUCCGUAAAUUGCUUGAAGCUAGCGAGAGACAAACAUUAUGUGGCCCACCUGAAAGUGUGCGAGAUCAUGCUGUGGCUGCUACUAGAGCUCUCAAUCAGGGCGAUUUUCAAAAAGCCUUUGAUGUCAUAACAUCGCUGGCCAUAUGGAAGCUCCUGAGAAACAAAGAGACUGUUUUUGAAAUGCUGAAAUCCAAGAUGAAGGAAGCUGCCUUAAAGACUUAUCUAUGCAGUUACUGUGCUUCUUACUGCAGUUUUCUUAGCCUUGAUCGGCUGUCUAAUAUGUUUGACCUCUCAGAGGCUCAGAUACACAGCACUGUGAGCAAGAUGAUGGAUUCUGAAGAGCUGUGCGCUUCAUGGGACCAGCCAACCCGGUGCAUCAUCUUCCACCAGGUUCAGCACACUAGUCUGCAGAAUAUAGCUUUCCGUUUGGUCGAGGAGGUGUCUUAUUAUCUCACCAAUAAUGAGCGAGCAAUGGAGGUCAAGUUGGGUGGUGGUACGUUGGAUGGUUUGUCUCUCAGGAGGAAAGAAGGAUCAGAUUAUACUGAGGUUGCCUCUGCAGGCAGUGAAAGUAGGUUGCUAGAUAAUGCAUAUUCCAAAAGGAGGUCAGUUGGCCGUUUGGUAUAUGGUGGAAAGACAUCAACUACUGGACAGAUUAAUACAAGCGGAGCAAGCUCUUCUUCCAUGCCAGGAUUUCAAACAGAUUCUUCAGCUCAGAUGGUUUGGCUUAACCACAGGGUUUGUUGAUUUAAUGAUGCUUUCAGCCUACAAAAACUAAGUUCCUUUCCUCAGUUGAAUACAUUUGCAUCUCUUGCACUCUUUGUAAGGUUUUUAGUUUUGAAACACGUAAUUACUUUUUCACAAAGAAAGUACGAAUUUAUCUGUUGUUUUUGGGUGUUUACAAUGAUUUUUGUACUGAUAGCUAUUGUGAAAGUGCAACACCAAUACACCAUCCAUUUU
Chenopodium quinoa (quinoa) is the source of this 3209-nucleotide messenger RNA. Its product is annotated as eukaryotic translation initiation factor 3 subunit C-like. Lineage: Eukaryota; Viridiplantae; Streptophyta; Magnoliopsida; Caryophyllales; Amaranthaceae. Gene Ontology annotation, biological process: translational initiation. Gene Ontology annotation, cellular component: eukaryotic translation initiation factor 3 complex. The record is from RefSeq and is a predicted model, not a curated record. Gene Ontology annotation, molecular function: translation initiation factor activity; translation initiation factor binding; RNA binding. The transcript is spliced from 3 exons. The coding region runs from base 297 to 2996 and encodes 899 amino acids.